Molecule: messenger RNA, 954 nt
Organism: Nerophis lumbriciformis (worm pipefish)
Lineage: Eukaryota; Metazoa; Chordata; Actinopteri; Syngnathiformes; Syngnathidae
Source: RefSeq, a predicted model, not a curated record
AUGGCUGCAGAAGGUGACUUCUUGGCGAGAUACCGCGCUGUGUCGAAUAAGCUUAAAAAACGUUUUCUUCGGAAGCCAAAUGUCGCGGAGGCCAGUGAGCAGUUUCGCCAGCUAGCCAAAGAGCUUAAACAACAGGACUGUCUGCAAUAUGCUGCGUUCUGCAACCUAGCUAUGGCUCGGUGUGAGCAGACUCUGUUUAACGCUCCUGGAGAAGCCCUGGCACUAACUGAUGCCGCUCGUCUUUUUCUUUCCUCUGAGCAAGAGAAUCGGUCUUUGCAGGCACCAGGUUUUGACGAGCACCUUCAAGCUGCACUCAACUGCUACAGUUUUGCCAUUAAGGUCUAUGUUGAAAUGAACCAGCCUGUGAUGGCAGCCAGUUUGUGUCUAGAACUUGGCAAUGCACUAAAAGAGAUGAACCGACCAGGAGAGGCCAUUGUUCAUUACCAGAGAGCGGCAGAGCUGCAAACACAGAUGCCAGUGGAAGCUCUUCUGUCAAUGGGAGAGAUGGCUUCAUGUAAAAUUCUCACACGCGACUACGAUGGUGCAUUGUCCGUGUUUACAGAGAUGCAACUGUCAUGCCAGGAGAGAGGACUGCAACUACCAGGCACUAGCACACCUGUUGGUGCUUUUCUGGACAUUGUGGCAAGAUGCGAGAUCUCCAGAGUACUACUGCUGAUGCUACUUGAGCCUCCGCCCCAGAAGUUGCUACCAGAACAUGCACAAACACUGGAGAGAUACGCAUGGGAGUCUUUUGACCCACACAGCCAAGUGACCUUCCUGCCUGAGAAUGUUUUCCUGCUCCUGCAGUCAGUGGUGAUGGCAUGCCAGGAGAAAGACACAGAGUCCCUGAAGUCUCUUCAGACUGAACUAUGGCCACUGCUGACUGCUGAACAGAAUCACCUCCUCCACCUAGUGGUUCAGGAGCGCAUUACACCGUCUGGACAAGGCAUUUAG